Molecule: messenger RNA, 2243 nt
Organism: Onthophagus taurus
Lineage: Eukaryota; Metazoa; Arthropoda; Insecta; Coleoptera; Scarabaeidae
Product: juvenile hormone esterase
Source: RefSeq, a predicted model, not a curated record
GCUGAAGAUUACGAACAAGUUAAAGCAAUCGCCCAAUUUUACAAUGAAUACGAUCAUAUUUUUGAGGGAACAGGAAAUAAUUUGGGCGAUAAAACACUUGAAGAUAACUUUUUCGAACACGAAGUUCGAUUACAUUUAUGCUGUUUUAUGAGACAAUUUCAUUUUGGCGUUUUUUACUCCUACGUUAAACUUAAAGAGCAAGAAUGUCGUAAUAUCGUUUGGAUUGCUGAAUGUAUAGCUCAAAAACACAGAUCAACUAUUGAACAUUAUAUUCCUAUACUUUAAUUAAUACGAUUUCUCCCUCCUCGUAUAAUUAAAACUUACAUCUUACUACGCUCCGAAAGUAGAUUAGUUCUCUCUACCUGCACUACUCAAGUUGGUCACUCAUUUACACUUUCACGUUGGUCUUCGCUCAACGCGUAUUCACGAUGAAGAAAUCGUCCGCCAGAUUAAUCGUUAGACUAUCUACUAUUUCGUUAUUUGUUGUCGUUUUAUCUGCAAUAAAAUGUGUUAAUGCAAGCGUACUUUUUAAUAAUUGUUCGUUGUGUAAAAAUUGUGAAGCACCCAUCGUAGAAACUGCACAAGGUUCCAUCAAGGGGUGUUAUAUGACCACUUGGAAUGGAAAGAAAUUAUCAGCUUUUAUGAGUAUUCCUUUUGCAGAACCUCCAAUUGGUGAAUUUAGAUUUAAGGCUCCAAUUCCAAAAACUAAAUGGAACGGAAUAAUAGAUGGUUCCUUAGAACACGCGGUGUGCCCACAAAGAAAUAUUUACACGAGAACUGAUUUAAUUGAAGGCGAUGAGGAUUGUUUAUACUUAAACGUCUACACACCAAAACUAUCUUAUUUUGAGGACAAUGAACCUUUAGCUGUUAUGGUUUGGUUCCACGGAGGUGGUUAUCACUGUGGGGGAGGAAAUAUUACAUGGUAUAACCCAACGUAUUUAUUAGAUUACAAUGUAAUUUUAGUGAUUCCAAAUUAUAGAUUAGGUGCUCUUGGAUUUUUAUCAACAUUCGACGAAGAAUGCCCAGGAAAUAAUGGAUUAAAAGACCAAACUUUAGCGUUAAAAUGGAUCCAAGAAAAUAUUCAUAAAUUUGGUGGUGAUCCAAGAAAGGUGACUUUAUUUGGUGAAUCUGCUGGAGGAGCCAGCGUACAUUUUCAUAUGUUAUCACCUUCAAGUAAAGGUUUAUUUGCAAGAGGAAUCGCUCAAAGUGGAACAGCUUUAACAUUAUGGUCAUUAGCACCUAAAGAUGAAGGCAAAGAGACUGCAAAUAAAUUAGCUCAACUAUUAAAUUGUACGACAGAUUCAAGCCGAGAAAUGUUAGAUUGUUUACGUAAAGUUGAUCCUUAUAAAAUUAUUGCUUUGGAUAAAAAGUUUAUGGAAUGGGAUACAGAUCCUAUGAUACCGUUUAAACCAGUUAUUGAACCUAAAAUAAAAGAAGCAUUUUUAAGCGAACAUCCAAUCGAUAUCAUUAAAUCAGGAGGGGUUUACGAUGUGCCUUGGAUUACUGGGUUAACAACAGAUGAAGGAUCUUUAAGAGUUCCUGGAAUUUUUGCAAAUGAACAUCUCGUUGAAGAACUAAACCAAUACUUCGAUAAAGUUGUACCAAUUGGUUUAUUUUAUAGAAAAACUUCUCAAAAUCCUGGAUAUAUCACAAAACAAUUAAGAACGUUUUAUUUCGGUGAUAAAGAAAUCGAUAUGUCAUCAAAACAAUCAGUUAUAGACAUGUUCACCGAUGGUUGGUUUGGUUACGCAGCUUACGAAACAAUAAAACUACACCGAAAACACACAAAAAGCCCCAUUUAUUAUUAUUCAUUCAAUCAUAGAGGAAAAUACAGCAUGUCUCAAAGAUUCGGGGAUGAAUACAAUGAUUACGGAGUUUGCCACGCUGAUGAUUUACAAUACUUGUUCCAUUUUGAUGAAUUAUUUAAUGGGGAUGCUAAAGUUUCAAAGAUUUUGGCUGAAACUUGGACUAAUUUUGUGAAAACUGGAAAUCCAACUCCAGACGAUAACGAACUUGGAAUCAAAUGGAAACCAAUUUCAACCGAUGAUAUGGAAUAUUUAGAAAUAGGCCCAGAUGGUGAAUUAAAAAUGCUGAAAGGAUUAAAUAAGGAAAGAAAUGAAUUUUGGAGUAGUUUAAAUGUUGGAACAGGGCAUGAAUCGAACGUUAGAGAUGAAUUGUGAUUAUUUAUAUUAAAAUUAGACUUAAAAUUAUUAAUGUAUGUAAUAAAAAUUUCAUUUUCCAAA